CAUACAAUCGGCCUACUGCCACCAAAAAGACUGGCAAUGCCCUCUUGAGGAAUCCCUGGGUAUUACCAGCAACCUUGCCGGACAAUUCAAGAACAUUUUGCCAAAGGCACCAAACAAGAUCAAUGUAAACAGAAUCUAAGAAAUAGGAGAAGAGGACAAAGAUACUCAGAGGGAAAAAGUAAAGGAGCGAAGAAGGAGACUGGAGCCACCAGGAUCCUUCCAGCUGAACAAAGUCAGCCGCAAAGCAGACUAGCCAGCCGGCUACAAUUGGAGUCAGAAUCCCAAAAUCAUGGGCUUGUUAGAGUGCUGUGCAAGAUGUCUGGUGGGGGCCCCCUUUGCUUCUCUGGUGGCCACUGGAUUGUGUUUCUUUGGAGUGGCAUUGUUCUGUGGCUGUGGCCAUGAAGCACUCACUGGUACAGAGAAGCUAAUUGAGACCUAUUUCUCCAAAAACUACCAGGACUAUGAAUAUCUCAUCAAUGUGAUUCAUGCAUUCCAGUAUGUCAUCUAUGGAACUGCCUCUUUCUUCUUCCUUUAUGGGGCCCUCCUGCUGGCUGAGGGUUUCUACACCACCGGUGCAGUCAGGCAGAUCUUUGGCGACUACAAGACCACCAUCUGCGGCAAGGGCCUGAGCGCAACGGUAACAGGGGGCCAGAAGGGGAGGGGUUCCAGAGGCCAACAUCAAGCUCAUUCUUUGGAGCGGGUGUGUCAUUGUUUGGGAAAAUGGCUAGGACAUCCCGACAAGUUUGUGGGCAUCACCUAUGCCCUGACCGUUGUGUGGCUCCUGGUGUUUGCCUGCUCUGCUGUGCCUGUGUACAUUUACUUCAAUACUUGGACCACCUGCCAGUCUAUUGCCUCCCCCAGCAAGACCUCUACCAGUAUAAGCAAUCUCUGUGCUGAUGCCAGAAUGUAUGGGGUUCUCCCAUGGAAUGCUUUCCCUGGCAAGGUUUGUGGCUCCAACCUUCUGUCCAUCUGCAAGACAGCUGAGUUCCAAAUGACCUUCCAUCUGUUCAUUGCUGCGUUUGUGGGAGCUGCAGCUACGCUGGUUUCCCUGCUCACCUUCAUGAUCGCUGCCACCUACAACUUUGCCGUACUUAAACUCAUGGGCCGAGGCACCAAGUUCUGAUCUCCUGUAGGAAUCCCCCCCUUGUCUAACAGCGAGGCUCUAACCACACAGCCUACAAUGCUGCGUCUCCCAUCUUAACUGCCUUUGCCACUGACUGGCCCUCCUCUUGACGAGUGUAACAAGACAGGAGAGUCUGGCAAGUGAUUAAUGUCUCUCCGUGGACUCUCCCCACUUAUGUACCUCUUUUAGUCAUUUUACUUCACGGCUGGUUCUUGCCAGAAAUGGGAAAUCCCUGACUGCAAGUCACAUGGGAAUAGAGGCUCUGAUUCCGUUUCCCGGCAUCUCCUGAAUACCAGGAAGUGCCUUCUUCUCAAAGGGCGCUUCCAUCGAUGGAAACAAAGAUGCUGAGGUAGAGAGAAGGAAGGUGUGUGGUCCUCUUGUCAUUUAUAGGGGUCAAAUACAUUCUCAUCCCUUUAUCCAUUUGGCCACCAAAGAAAGAAGGAAGAAAAUAGCUGGCAGCAAAAACAAAACAAAAGAGUGUUUGCCCUAAUCUGCCUACUGCAGCUGGGAGAAGGGGGUCAAAGCAAGGAUCUUUCACCUACAGAAAGAGAGCACUGACCCCAGUUGCUAUGGACUAUGUAAGCCCUAACUCAGCCAAUCCUACUUACACCACAAGGGAGCCUAGUGCUCGUGUAGAUGAAGGGGGGCAUCUGGCCUUACACAUCGUUCAAGAAGAAAACAGGGUAUUGUCAUCAUUUCUCACUCCCUUCUCCUUGAUAACAGCUACCAUGACAACCCUGUGGUUUCCAAGGAGCUGAGAGCAGAAGGUAGCUUCCAGGAAAGAGACUGGCGUAAGGAGCAGCAGUUGCUGGUGGUUAACGGUGUAACCCAAAUAGCCCUCUGGUAGACACAGGACAAAUAACUCUUUGGAUAGCAUGGCUUUUCUGUUAAUUACUUGUGUACUCUGGCCUCUAUCAUAUCUUCACAAUGGUGCUCUUUUCCUAGGGUAUUAUCCAUUUAGUCGUAAUAGCAGAUUUGAAAGUUUGUCUCAGAUUGGUGCACAUUUGAAUUUGCCCAUUUGUUUAUCAUUUGGUUGAGGUUGUAGCAGUAAGGUCUGGGAGGGUCUCUGAUUUUAUG
Messenger RNA from Ochotona princeps (American pika), 2200 nucleotides. It is a transcript of the gene PLP1, whose product is annotated as proteolipid protein 1. Bases 290 to 1123 code for a protein of 277 amino acids. Gene Ontology annotation, cellular component: plasma membrane; myelin sheath. The transcript has 8 exons. Gene Ontology annotation, molecular function: structural constituent of myelin sheath. Lineage: Eukaryota; Metazoa; Chordata; Mammalia; Lagomorpha; Ochotonidae. Gene Ontology annotation, biological process: axon development; central nervous system myelination. The record is from RefSeq and is a predicted model, not a curated record.